CGGACGGGAGGCGAGAGAGGCUGCGAUUACGAUGGGGAGAGAUUCAGCGUUUUACUGCCGCCGCGGGCGCGCGGCGAGCUCCAGUCGGCGAUCGUCCUCCACCUCGCGGCAAGUUCUCGAGGGGCCGGCUACGAGACGCUGCGCCUGUUCACUAGCCGCUCGCCCCGAGGAGCAUGGCCGACUAGGCUGACAGCGCGAGCAGGCCACAUCUCGACCGUCCGCGAGCGAGCGGCAGCAGCUGGUGAAAUGACGACGAAGCUGGAGCAAGUAUCCGCGGAGCCGGAGGCAAGAGCUCAGCCGCCGGCGGAAGGCGAGGAGAGGAGCGAGCCGGCUCGGGGCUCGUGGGCCAGCAAAACCGAGUUUCUGCUGUCGUGCGCCGGAUACGCUAUCGGGAUCGGCAACGUCUGGAGAUUUCCCUAUCUGUGCUACAGGAACGGCGGCGGGGCCUUCCUAGUGCCGUAUCUGCUGAUGCUGUUUCUCUGCGGCAUCCCCCUGUUCUUCAUGGAGUCGUCCAUGGGCCAGUUCGGCGGCACUGGCUGUAUAACCAUGUUCCGCAUGAGUCCCCUGUUCAAAGGCGCGGGAUUCGCCAUCGUCAUAGUCAAUGUCAUCUGCACGAUGUACUACAACGUGGUGAUAGCCUAUCCGCUGAUGUUCCUGGCGAUGUCCUUCAGGCAGACUCUGCCCUGGGAGGGCUGCGACAAUCCCUGGAACACCUACAACUGCUUGAAGUUGGGCGGAGAGGUGUUCGCGGAGAAGAACGAGACCGAUCAGAUCAGGUUGAUCGAGAAGACGAAGACGCCGGCCGACGAGUUUUUUCACAACCACAUCCUCGAGAUAUCGGGCAGCAUUAACGAGCUGGGCGGCAUCGUCUGGCCGCUGUUCGCCUGCAACGUUGUCUCGUGGAUCAUCGUCUACCUGUGCAUCUGCAACGGAGUGAAGACCGUCGGCAAGGUGGUCUACUUCACCGCCACUUUUCCGUUCGUCAUCCUGUUCAUUCUGUUCGUGCGGGGUGUGACGCUUCCCGGAGCCACGGACGGCAUUCUGUUCUACAUCAUGCCCAAGUGGGAGGAGCUGCUCAACUUGAAAGUGUGGGCCGACGCAGCCAUCCAGAUAUUCUUCUCGCUGGGCCCCGGCUGGGGCGGCAUCGUCAACAUGGCCAGCUACAAUCCGUUUCGCAACAACAAUCGGCUAGACUCGAUCCUGGUGCCGAUACUGAACUGUGGGACGAGCAUUUUCGCGGGAUUCGUGGUGUUCUCGGUGCUCGGCUUCAUGUCCUUUAAGACGGGUCUGCCGAUAUCGACCGUCGCCACUGGAGGGCCCGGACUGGCCUUCGUCACCUAUCCAGAGGCGAUAACGAUGCUCCCGUUCCCGCAGCUCUGGGCGGUCCUCUUUUUCACGAUGCUCUACCUCUUGGGAAUGGAUAGUUGUUUCGUGCAAAUCGAGGCCAUCAUAUCGAGCGUGACCGACGCUUAUCCGGAGCUGAGGCGGCGCAAGUCACUGGUCACCUUCGGCUCCCUAGUCAUCUUGUUCAUCGGCUCGACCAUCUUCGUGACGAACGGCGGCAUGUACGUUCUGCAAAUGUUCGACUGGUACGCCGCAUCGAUUUCCGUGAUAUCCAUCUGCCUGGUCGAGGUCAUAGUCGUCGGUUGGACGUACGGCUGCGAAAACUUCGUGCGAGACGUGGAGUUCAUGAUCGGCGAGAAGCUGCACUGGUGGUGGCCGUUCUGCUGGAAGUACAUGACGCCCGUCAUACUAUCCUUUAUCUUUGUGACAACCGUUCUGUUCAACACGCGAAUUACUUACAACGGAGUCGACUAUCCCGAGUGGGCCGUCGCCGUAGGCUGGUGCUCCUGCCUCGUCAGCAUGCUCUGCAUUCCCGGCUACAUCAUCUGCUACUUGGUCUUCGGAAAGGGAACGCUAGCGGAGAAGAUUGCCCACGGUACUAAUCCAACGAGCGAGUGGGGACCGACACAGGCAGAAGACAGAGAAGCCUGGGAGAAAUUCGUCAAGAGCACGCGGAGGCUGUCGAAUCACCCGCUCGUAAAUGGCGUCAAAGUAACCGGAUGUUGACCAGCACCUGGACUAAGGUUCGGGCGCUCGAGUCACGGUGAUACAUUCGCGGGCCACAAUGCUCGAUCAACGGCGUCUUGCCAGGCAUCGAUCACUGACGCGCUGUUAGAGAGCCUAUACAUUUUUGUAAAGUUCAAUAAACAUCUGCUAC
Molecule: messenger RNA, 2221 nt
Organism: Phymastichus coffea
Lineage: Eukaryota; Metazoa; Arthropoda; Insecta; Hymenoptera; Eulophidae
Product: sodium- and chloride-dependent glycine transporter 1-like
Exons: 15
Coding region: 247-2070 (607 amino acids)
Biological process (GO): sodium ion transmembrane transport
Cellular component (GO): membrane
Molecular function (GO): glycine transmembrane transporter activity
Source: RefSeq, a predicted model, not a curated record